UCAUCAUCCUCUGAGGCGCGCUCGUUUUCUCCACAGUGCUUUGUCCAUAUGGCAUCAUAUGCGAGUAAGCCUCAUUGAACUCAGUGGGGCAUACUCCCAAGCAAGAAAGGCGUUCAGAUAACCUCUGUGCAUGUUCUUCAGUGUGCUGAAGAAUGAUGAUCUCGGAGGAGAUCAUUCUUCACUGGUCGCUCCAGCUCUCCCUCCAUCAUCAACCCCCGCUUUGUGGUUUGUUUGCUAUCGCUCGUGGGGCCUUCCCUCUCUCCCCGUCCUGCGCGGGCCUCGGUUGCUAAGCAACCGCCGGCUUCUUCUGACAACCGCGGCCAUGUCGGAGGAGGAGGAGGCGGUGGCCGAAGCGGAGGAGAUCAUCCGGAGCCAGAGGAUCUUUCUCAACCACUUGGACACCUUCUGCGGCACCAACAUCGGGAAGUAUCUAGCAAGCUGUACUGUUGGAGCCUCUCUGGAAGAAGUAGGAGAGGAAGAGGAAGAAGAAGAUGAAGGAAGGUCUAUGGCUGAAAUUUCACCCCCUAAACCAAAGGAAGGCAUAUACCAAGUUGUGGGAACUCUUUCAGAGUCAGGGGGUAAAAAACCACCUUUUGCUGUGGAAGCAUACACAACAUCUUCCCAAGAAGAGCUGCUACAGCGCCUGUUAGAAUGUGACAUUAUUAUUUAUAACAUCACUGAAGAUGCAAAACAAAUUGAGGAAGCAACUUGGGCAGCCACUGUGUUGAAUGAAGAAUCAGUCAACUUUGAGAAGCAGAAAGUGUUCAUAUUACUAUCCACAAUAAUGACCUGGGCACGCAGCAAGCCCCUUGAUCCGGACGAUCCAGAAAUACCUUUCACUGAGGAAGACUAUCGUCGAAGGAAACCUCAUCCCAACUUUAUGGAGCACAUUAAUGCGGAAAAAACUGUUAUCAAACUUGGUAAAAAUAACAAAAGCAAAUUCACUACAUAUGUUGUUGCUUCAGGUGUUCAGUAUGGAGCUGAAGAAAGACUUCUGCACUAUUUUUUUAAGUUAUCUUGGCUUGGAGAGACACCUGCAAUACCAUGUUUUGGAGAUGGACGAAAUUUAGUUCCAGCUAUUCACAUUGUUGACUUAGCAGCAGUGUUACAGAAUGUAGCAGAUCACAGACCAAGGACUCAUUACCUAAUUGCAGUGGAUGAAGCCAUGGAAACUCUGGGUGAAAUGGUGAAGUGUAUCAGCAAAAACGUCGGCCCAGGAAAAAUACAGAAGGUUCCGAAAGACAACGCUUUCCUGAACAAAGAUCUCACGCAAGCGCACUUAGAUGAAUUACUUGUCAAUCUGCGAAUGGAAGCUGUGUUCCUGAAGGAGAAUUUUAACAUCAAGUGGGUUUCUCAAGGAGGAAUUGUGGAGAAUAUCGAUCAGAUUGUCACUGAGUACAAGCAAAGCCGAGGAUUAUUGCCAGUCAAAAUUUGUAUUCUUGGACCUCCAGGAGUAGGAAAAACUUCCAUUGCAGAACUGUUGUGCAAACAUUACAAGGUUCACCACAUUAAAAUAAAGGAUGUGAUUGCUAAAGCUAUAGAGAACCUGGAAAAAAUUGUUGCCCCUAAAGAUAUAGUAGAGCCUGAGGUGGUGGUGGAGGAGGAGGAGGAAGAGGAGGAAGAAGCGGAAGAAGAAGGAGAUAAUGUAGAAGAAGCACAGGAGUUAUUGGAUGCAAUCAAAGAAAAUAUGGAGCAAAAUGCAGGACGUAUAGAUGAUCAGUAUGUGAUUAGGUUCAUGAAGGAAAAACUAAUGUCUAUGCCUUGUAAGAACCAAGGAUAUGUAUUGGAUGGAUUUCCAAAGACCUACGAUAUGGCAAAGGAUCUUUUUAAUCUUGAGGAGGAAGAAGAAGAGGAUGAUAUGAGAGGCAAAAUUCAUCACUAUGAUAAAGUGAUAACCCCUGACUAUAUAAUUUCUUUGAAUGCUUCAGAUGAAUUCCUGAAAAAUCGAAUCAUGAAUCUCCCUGAAAGUGUUGUUGCUGGAACCCAUUAUGCUCAGGAUCGAUACUUAAGAUCCCUGAGCCUUUUCAGGGAACUAAACACUGAGGAUGAAACAGUUCUCAACUAUUUUGAUGAACUAGAAAUACAUCCACAGUAUAUUGAUGUAUCUAAAUUUGAGGGUCUGGAGAACAGAGUUAUUGCAAAAGAAAUAAUUAAAAAUAUUGGCGCACCUCGAAAUUACGGUUUGACAGAGGAAGAAAUGGAAGAAUUUGAACGGAAACAAGCAGAAGAGCGUCUUGCCAGAGAAGCUAAAGAAAAGGCUGAUUUCGAGAAAAAAGAAGCUGAGGAAAGGGCUCAAAAACUGGCAAAUUGGGAAGAAUGGAAUAAACGUCUAGAGGAAGUGAAGCGACAAGAACAAGAGCUUCUGGAAGCUCAGUCCAUUCCAUUGAGAAACUACUUAAUGAAGCAUGUCAUGCCAACUCUUAUGCAAGGCUUGAAUCAAUGCUGCAUGGUUAGGCCAGAUGACCCUGUUGACUUUCUGGCGGAGUAUCUCUUCAAGAAUAAUCCUGAUUUUGACUAAGGAGUGUAGAACCCUGUUGUACUCUUACUCAUAUUUUCUUUUAGGUCAUUAUUUUUAAGUAGGGGUUUGGUGCUGAAAUAAAACUUGCAGUGCUUGUC
Molecule: messenger RNA, 2616 nt
Organism: Pogona vitticeps (central bearded dragon)
Lineage: Eukaryota; Metazoa; Chordata; Lepidosauria; Squamata; Agamidae
Source: RefSeq, a predicted model, not a curated record